CAUCGUCUGCGUCCGCGCGACGAGCGAAACCCGCGAUCGAGCCUGGGAGAACGCGCCUCGGAUUCGAGGUUGAGUAGCGACGCACCGCGCGCCUGCUCUAGGGAGAUCAAGCCGCGGAUAGGCACUUAGAGCUCCAGCGGAGCGCCAGAGGAUGAACGCCGCCCCCGCGUACGGCAUGGAGCAGGGCGACGGCAGCAAGGCCGCACAGCUGCAGGCGCAGUUCAACCGUAAGUUCCAGCACUACCUGGACAAGUCCGUGCCCCACAUCAAGGAACGAUGGGGCGCCUUUGCGGUGGUGGUGUUGAUCUACCUCCUCCGAUUCUCCUUCCUGCACGGCUACUACAUCGUCACGUACGGCCUGGGCAUAUACAACCUCAACCUGGUCAUCGGGUUCCUCUCGCCGCAGGUCGACCCCGCGACCGAGGGACCCACCCUUCCCACGAAGGGCAACGAGGAGUUCAAGCCCUUCGUCAGGAGGCUCCCGGAGUUCAAGUUCUGGUACCGAUCCAUCAGGAGCUUCGUCAUCGCGUUCUUCAUGACGUUCGUCCCAAUCUUCGACGUGCCCGUCUUCUGGCCCAUACUUCUCAUGUACUGGUUCAUGCUGUUCUUCAUGACGAUGAAGCAGCAGAUCAGGCACAUGAUCAAGCACCGGUACGUGCCGUUCUCGUUCGGGAAGAAGCAGUACGGCAAGGGGAAAGGCGGCGGCGCCGGAUCCAGCGCCGACGCGGCGAGCGCGGGCCUCAAGGAUGACAAGUGACGAUGAAUGAUUUAUUCGUCGGGUCGGGUCGGGUCGGGUCGACGUGUAAGACGCGGGGGACGGCGCGGUGGUGGCGCGCGUCGGAGACGACGACGUCGUAUGAGAUCUUUCGUAGUGGGCGAUGGCGGAGACGAGGGUGAGGGAUGAGGCUGGAUCCCUGGUGGUCUCGACAUAGAUUCAAACUGUCUCAGCAACAAAGGCGAGGUGAACAUC
Micromonas commoda is the source of this 970-nucleotide messenger RNA. RefSeq names its product retention in the endoplasma reticulum 1-like protein (gene RER1). The transcript has a single exon. Gene Ontology annotation, cellular component: Golgi membrane. Gene Ontology annotation, biological process: retrograde vesicle-mediated transport, Golgi to endoplasmic reticulum; protein retention in ER lumen. Bases 176 to 757 code for a protein of 193 amino acids. The record is from RefSeq and is a predicted model, not a curated record. NCBI's taxonomy places the organism in Eukaryota, Viridiplantae, Chlorophyta, Mamiellophyceae, Mamiellales, Mamiellaceae.